AUGUCCAAAGGUAGCCACGCCGAUCGGCGUGCACCUCGUCAGGCGAUGCCUGAGAAGUCUCCAAAGAAGAAGAAGCGGUCUUCUUCACACGACGCUGGCACCAAGGCGUCCAAGAAGAAAGCCUCGAGGUCAAGAUCUCGAGAAGAUGACCGGAAGAGGAAAGCGAAGUCACGCUCGCGCAAUCGUUCCAAAGAUCGAGAACGAUCGCGGGACCGCGACAAGCGGCGACGCAAAGAUUCUUCCGACAGCCGCCGACGGCAGCGAGACAACCGCAGGCGUCAGCGCGCCUCGAGUUCUAGCUCGCUGCCGGUGCGACGGAGGCGGUCUCCCGACCGGAGGCGAUCUCCGGAGAGGAGGCGAAGCCCUGAUCGAGCACGUGAGCGCGAUCGCGAUCGCAAAGCCCGUCGAGCCAAGGAUUCAAGCUCCGACGAUCGCAGGAGUAAGAAGAGCAAGGAUAGCAACUUUGACAGGGAGGUGAUUGAUGUCAGACCUGGGACCGAGGAGACGAAUGGCGAGAAGGAGAAGCCGGCUCGCUCCUCGAAGUUCAGCCCCAUCGAGGCCCAGCAGGUGCCGCUGCUGAACCCCUACCCUAAGGGCUCCAGUGAGGCUAUUCGCCUGGAUGCAGCACGGUUGGAGGUGGCCAGAUUGAAAGCAAUGGGAAAGAUGCCGUCCGCGCAGCUGUUGAAGGAGGUUGCCGUUGGAGCUCAAGCUGCUGCCAUUGUGGGCCAAGCAAAGGUGGAGAAGCCGAAGCCCAAGAAAUCAGCGCCCGCUCCGUGGAUGGCUGCUCGAGCGGUGUUCGCCAACAAGGACGGCGAAGGUUCCAAAGCUUCUGAACCAGCCACUCCAGCCGGUCAAGAAGGAAAAGAAGCCAAAGACAGCAAAGACAGCAAAGAUGGUGCCAAGAACAUCAAGAAGCUUGGAAGCUCGGAGCUUUCGGAGCUGUCAAAGGCCAUCGCAGAGGAUCGGAAUAAGCUUCGCCUCUUCGUCGUGAAGGCGAAAUCAGAUUUCGAAGAUCGCAAGGAGAAGGCGAAGGCUUUGCACCAGUCGGUCCAGAUGGGCGAGACGGACGAGAAUGAGUACUACUCAGCUUCCGUCGGAGAGGAGAUGGGGCCAAAUCGAUGCUACAAGGUGGAGGCUGCCAUCGGCAGAGGAGUCUUCUCCAGCGUGUACCACUGCAAGGGCUUGAAGGACGGCAAGGACUAUGCCGUCAAGCUGAUCAGGGCAAACGGGAUGAUGCGUCGGGCAGCUGACAAGGAGGUGGAGAUGUACAAGCGCUUGGAGAAGAACUCCGCAGAGGACGCUGAGGGCUUCAAGCACGUCAUCAUCCUCUCCGACCUGCAGACCUUUGAGCACAAUGGCCACUUAAGUCUCGUCUUUGACCUGCUGAAGUGCGACAUGCGCUUUGCCUUGCAGAAGUAUGGCAUGGGCGGAGGUCUUCCCUUACCGACCUUGCAGCAGUACGUGAGGCAAAUUAUGUUGGGACUUCGUGCGCUGCGAGCUGCAAAGGUCAUCCACGCAGAUCUGAAGCCAGACAACAUCCUCAUGACGCUAAACAAGGCCGAAAUCAAAAUCUGCGAUUUCGGAAGUGCCAUGGACGCCUCAGAGCAGGUAAAGACUGCGUACCUCCAGCCCCGCUACUACCGAGCUCCAGAAAUCAUGCUCGGAGUUCCGUACGACAUGGGCAUUGACAUGUGGAGUGCCGGAACUACCACAUACGAGCUGGCCACCGGGAAGAUCUUGUUCACUGGGAAGACGAACAACCAGAUGAUGAACAAGAUGAUCUCUGUUGUGGGGAAGUUUCCGGAGAGAAUGUCGAAAGUCGGAGAAUUUGCGAGGAAGCACUUCAAUGACAAUGGCGACUUCAUGAGCAAGGACCCCGACUCCAUCACUGGACUUCCGGAUGUCGUACAGCUGUCAAAGCCCACGAGAACAGUUCUCAACCUGCUACAGGCAGAACUGAAGCACCCCAAUGCCGGCGUGGAGCGCAAGGACCACGAGAAGUGGGUCGUGCAGCUUGCAGAGUUGGUCAGCAACUGCUGCCGGCUGGACCCGCAAGAGAGGAUGAAGCCCGGUGAGGCCUUGGAGCUACAGUUCUUCAAGGCUUCGAGAGACGGCUGA
This is a messenger RNA of Symbiodinium sp. CCMP2592, 2118 nucleotides long. NCBI's taxonomy places the organism in Eukaryota, Dinophyceae, Suessiales, Symbiodiniaceae. The record is from the annotation of a GenBank genome assembly.